AUGAAUGCUUUGGAGCAGCUUGCGGAAGCAUUUUUCACCAUCGAACUAAUGACCAGUCGUCAGCUAAUGCCGUAUCCCCAUGAUCCCUUUAAGGGUGGAGCACCAUGGACAAAACAUGAUCAUCUAUCUGUGAAAGAUAGGCUGGUUAGUUUGUCUGGGUUUUCAGACUGGGAGAAGGGGCUGUUCGAAUCGACCAUUAGUACUUUCGGUAGUGCCCCUGGACAAGAAAUCGCGUUCACAGAAGCGCUCAGAUGGUAUGCUUUAAGCGGACACAGCAUGGCCGGUGUAUUCGAGCUAGCUGGUCUUUACAAAAUUGGCAAUGGGGGUAUGACCUCUUUUGCGCGUGCAAUUUUGGGCGAAUAUAAAGGGGACAUGGUCUUGGAGACUACUGUGAAGGAGGUGAGACAAAACAGCUCAGUGGUCGAGGUUAUCACGAACUUGGGCCGUUCUAUCAAAGCAAAAUAUGUCGUUUCGACUGUUCCCUUAAAUUCACUGUCUUCUAUCCGACAGUCUGCAAUUGCCAAGGGACAUAUCAACAAGGGGACAAAAGUACACUUCAAGCUCAGGGAUACUGAGCCAGGCUGGUUCGCGACUGCUGACUCUCGGGAUUCGGCUUAUGUAUUUGCCUUCUCUGAUCACAACGGCACUCACGGCUUGAAUGCAUCGGGGACUUGGUGCAUUGGAUUUGGAUAUAAUAUGGGGUUGAAAGAUCCGAAAAACUCAAAGUAUAUUAUAGAUCGCUUCCGGGCGGAUAUCCACCCAGGCGCUCAAAUCGAAGCCUACGCCACCCAUGACUGGGUCAAUGAUCCUUACUCUAAGGGUGGCUGGGCCUGCUGGGGGCCGGGAUGUGCAUCGGCCUUUCUUCAGGAACUGCAAAAGCCCGAUGGGAGAGUCCUUUUUGCAAGCGCCGACUGGGCAGAUGGAUGGAGAGGAUUUGUUGAUGGAGCAAUCGAGCAGGGUCAACAAGCGGCCCAAAAUGUCGUGGCGCUUUUGCAAUCGGAGACUGGAAUAUUGCGACCAAAGCUUUAG
Messenger RNA from Penicillium cosmopolitanum, 1029 nucleotides. RefSeq names its product flavin monoamine oxidase family protein. The coding region runs from base 1 to 1029 and encodes 342 amino acids. Lineage: Eukaryota; Fungi; Ascomycota; Eurotiomycetes; Eurotiales; Aspergillaceae. The record is from RefSeq and is a predicted model, not a curated record. Gene Ontology annotation, molecular function: oxidoreductase activity. The transcript is spliced from 2 exons.